Messenger RNA from Aspergillus uvarum CBS 121591, 3717 nucleotides. RefSeq names its product regulator of nonsense transcripts 2. Gene Ontology annotation, molecular function: RNA binding; protein binding. NCBI's taxonomy places the organism in Eukaryota, Fungi, Ascomycota, Eurotiomycetes, Eurotiales, Aspergillaceae. The record is from RefSeq and is a predicted model, not a curated record. The coding region runs from base 220 to 3717 and encodes 1165 amino acids. The transcript is spliced from 8 exons. Gene Ontology annotation, cellular component: exon-exon junction complex; cytoplasm. Gene Ontology annotation, biological process: nuclear-transcribed mRNA catabolic process, nonsense-mediated decay.
UCACUGCAACUUUCGUCAGCCACUCUCAACUUUGCAAUAUUUCAUUUCUCCCUUGACGCCCCAAAAUAGUGCGCGCGUCACUUUCUCCCUCUCAUUCUCCCCAAUGUGGCGUUCAAGUCACUUAUGCGCCCUCCUUUCCCACUCGCUGAAAGGAAUUCUGGAUAGUUGAAAUCCAUCCCACCCAACAUAAACUGCGAACAUCGCACCGGCGGCCACGCCAUGGAUCGUCACCGAAAGCGGGAACUCCGCGAUCUGAACGAGCGAGCCUGGGCUGGCGAGACUGAUGUCUUCCCCGUGGGCAAAUCCCUCGAUUCUGCCCUCAAGAAAAACACCGCCUUCAUCAAGCGCCUCCGCACGGGCAUCAACGCCUCCGCCCAGGCCACCUUUCUCGCCGACAUCCGCACUCUGUCGCUCCACAAGUACCUGUCGGAGAUCAUCUCGGCCUGUUACGAAGGACUCUGCAAGCUCAAGUCGCCCGGCGAGAUCGCCACGGGGGUCGAGAUCGCCAGCGCCCUGCACCAACGGUUCGGCCCCGGCGAGUUCACCCGCCAGAUCGGAUGGCUGCUGGGCCGCGGGCUCAGCACCCCGGACAAAGGGCAGCUCAAAGCCCUGAGCCAGGAGGUGCGCGAGCGCGAGGAGAAGGAGCGCCUGUCGCGCCACCGCGUGCUGCUGCGCGUCGCCACGGAGCUUUGGCUGGUGGGCGUGCUGCGCACCCUGGACGACAUUGACCGCCCGGAUGACCUCGGGGCCGCGGCGACCAAGGGGAAAGAUGCUGGCGUCGUCGGGAAGGCGACCGACGGGCCCGUGAAGAGCAACAAGGCGCCGCUCUCGGCGACCAGGGACGGCGGCGGUGACAAGGAGUCGGAGCCGUUUCCCAUGGAAGUGCUCAAGGAUCUCCUGGGCCAUGAUCGCGAUCACUUGAAUCUCCCCCUGGCGGUCCUGUUUGUGAAGAGCUUCAGUUGGGAUGUGCUGGGGACCAAGUUGGUGGAGGAAGGCCGGAAGACGGUCGAGGCGGACGGCGCGACGACCACCACGAAUGGCGCCUCGGGGGAUGCGGUCAAUGGCGGGGGUGCUGAGGGCGAGGCGGAAGAGAACGACCCCCCGUUGAUCCCGGAGAAACUCCAGCUGCGUUUCCGCCAUAUCCUGAACCGGUACCUGGAGGACGUCAAGGCGCAUGUUGUCCGUGAUCAGAGGGCAUUGGCGGCUCAGAGCCGGCGCAAUGCAGAGGCGUACGUGAAAAGUGGCGAGAUCUUCGAGGACCGUCAGGCCAAUUUCGAGAAGCAGACCAAGUCGCUGGAGAAACUGGUUGCCAACACUCAAGUUCUUUGCGAGGCGCUCGGGGCGGAAAUGCCGGCUCUAGCUGAGAAGGAAAACCCCGAUGCGGCAUCGGCUGGAGGAAUUGGACUGGUCAAGACGACGGAGUACCUGCGCGGUCAGGGUGAGGGUGCCGGCAUCUGGGAAGACGAAGAAGAGCGGCGCUUCUACGAGAACCUGGUUGACCUCAAGGGCAAAGUGCCAGCUGUCCUACUGGAGGAUGCCAGAAAGAAGAAGCCUGAUUCUGAAGAGCCAGCCAAGAAGAAAGGGGAUGGCGAAGAGGCCGGCGCAGAGAAAUCCGAGUCCGCCGCUCAGACUCAAGUAUCGGAGGAGAAGAAUGCGGAUGCCGACGAUCAAUCUACAGCCAUUGCAAGCAAGACUGUAGGAGCCCAGGUGGAUGCUCUCCUUGCCAAACUACCCGAUCUACAAACCAAGGACCAUGUCGAUCAGAUGGCCUUGGAUUUCUGCUUUCUUAACUCGAAAGCGUCGCGCAACAGGCUCAUCAAGGCGGUGUCUGAUGUUCCCAAGGGACGUCUCGAUCUUCUGCCGCUGUACUCUCGCCUGGUCGCUACGCUCGGGCAAUACAUGCCUGACAUUCCUCAGGGCUUGACUACGUAUCUUGAUGAAGAGUUCAGAAGUCUUCAACGCCGGAAGUCGAAGGAGUUCCUAGGGCAGGUUCGCAUGGGCAAUGUCCGGUACCUGGCGGAGUUGACCAAGUUCGGCGUGGUGCCUGAGCAUAUCAUCUUCCAUUGCUUCAAGGUCUCGUUGGAUGACUUCUCGCGCAUGAACAUCGAGAUCAUCGGUUAUCUGCUGGAGAACUGCGGUCGUUACUUACUCCGCAACCCGGAGACAGCUCCGAGGAUGGCCUCUUUCCUGGAGACCCUGGGACGAAAGAAGACUGUUCAACACCUUGGUCAACAGGAGCGGAUGAUUAUCGAGAACGCCAUUUACUACGUUGAUCCGCCACCCCGGCCUGCCAUUCAGCAGAAGGAACGUACACCUAUGGAAGCCUACAUCCGCCGGAUCGUAUAUCUGGACAUGAAUAAGCGGAACUACACUAAGAUUCUGAAAUCAAUUCGCAAGCUACACUGGGAAGAAGGUGAAGUGAUCGACAUCCUGGAGAAGGUCUUCAGCAAACCGGUCAAGGUCAAGUAUGGAAACAUCCACUUGCUCGCGAUCCUGGUCAGCGCCCUCUAUCGGUAUCACCAGGAGUUCGUGAUUGGGGUUGUGGACAAUGUCCUCGAGCAGAUCACUCUGGGUCUCGAGCAAAAUGACUUUAAGUUCAACCAGAAGCGAGUUGCGGAAGUCAAGUAUCUUGGAGAACUCUACAAUUACAAGAUGAUCGACUCGCCUGUCAUCUUCGAUACCUUGUAUCGCAUUGUCACCUUCGGUCACGAAGGAGGAACGCCAGUAGCUGGGAAGGUCAAUCCGCUGGACUUGCCUGAUGACUUUUUCCGCAUUCGUCUGGUCUGCACGCUGCUCGACACGUGCGGCCACUGCUUUGACCGCGGGUCCGCGAAGAAGAAGCUCGAUUUCUUCCUCAAUUUCUUCCAGCAGUACUACAUGCAUACCAAAGAUCCGAUGCCGAUGGACGUUGAGUUCCUUGUUCAGGAUACGUACUCGAUGGCUCGUCCGCAGUGGAAACUGGCGGCUGACCUUGCCGAAGCUACGCAAGUUUUCAGCGAGGCAGUUGCGCAGAAUUAUAAGCUGCAGGAUUCCGAACGCCCUGUGGACAUUGAGGAGGAGGAGGCCGAGAGCAGUUCUUCGGACGAUGAUCUGGAAGAGGAUGCAAUUCCUGAGGCAGAAGAUGACCAAGAGUCCAGCGAUGAAGCCGAGGCGUCUGGUCCCAACGCCGAGAACACCGGUGAGAGCGAGUCGGAGGAUGAGCAGAUCUUCGUCACGCGGCAAGAAGAGGAGCGUGACCCGGAGGCCGAAGCAGACUUCGAUCGCGAGUUUGAGAAGAUGAUGUCCGAGAGCAUGGAGUCGAGGAAGUUCGAGCGCAAGGGCGUGUUCGACAUUCCUUUGCCGAUGAAGCGGUCCGGUCGCGAGGCGGCGGCGGAGAACGUGAACGUGGCGGAGCCUCCCAAGCCCACAAUCAACACGAUGGCUUUCUCGCUGAUGACGAAGAAGGGCAACAAGCAGCAGACUCGCACCAUCGAUCUGCCGUCCGAUUCCAGCUUCGCGGUCGCGAUGCGAAGCCAGCAGCAGGCGGACCGGGAGGAGCAACAGCGGAUCAAGAGUUUGGUGCUGAACUACGAGAUGACGAACGAAGUCGAUGCCAAUUCCGAAGACUCGGCUGCCGAGAAACGCUCUCCCCAUCGCGAUACCCGAGUCGACAAGUCGGGCAGUAACCGGAUGGCGUUCCGGUCCCGGAAGCUCCAGCUCAGCGAUGUGAACUGGUAA